Melanotaenia boesemani (Boeseman's rainbowfish) is the source of this 3175-nucleotide messenger RNA. It is a transcript of the gene exoc2, whose product is annotated as exocyst complex component 2. Lineage: Eukaryota; Metazoa; Chordata; Actinopteri; Atheriniformes; Melanotaeniidae. Bases 178 to 2952 code for a protein of 924 amino acids. The transcript has 28 exons. Gene Ontology annotation, biological process: exocytosis; Golgi to plasma membrane transport. The record is from RefSeq and is a predicted model, not a curated record. Gene Ontology annotation, cellular component: exocyst.
UAUAUUAUAUUAUAUUAUAUUAUAUUAUAUUAUAUUACUGAUGAAAGUGAAUGCGAUUCAAUUUAAUUUGGAAGGCAUAAGCCGGAAGCAGUUAUCAGACACAGGAAACGGCCGAGGCAGGAAACUCUCUGUGGACUGUGCUGAUUGAGCCAGAGUUCCUGUUUGCUUUAGGCCACCAUGUCACGCGCACGUCAACCACCACUGGUUACGGGCAUCUCGCCCAAAGAGGGUGCAGCUUGGACCAAAGUCACCAUUCGUGGAGAAAACCUGGGCACGGGCCCAGCUGACCUUGCCGGUCUGUCGAUCUGUGGCCACAACUGCAUGUUGACAGCCGAGUGGAUGUCAGCCAGCAAAAUAGUGUGCCGCGUGGGUCCUGCCAAAGAUGACAAAGGAGAGAUCAUCGUCACCACCAAGUCUGGAGGCCUCGGCACCUCCACGGUCUCAUUCAAACUGCUCAAGCCGGAGAAGAUUGGUAUCCUGGACCAGUCUGCAGUGUGGGUGGAUGAGAUGAACUUCUAUGACAUGAGGAUGGACCGCAACAAAGGAAUCUCCCCUCUUUCUUUGCGUCCCAGCAAUCCAUUGGGCAUCGACAUAGACAAAGGCAAAAUCCCACAGAAAGACAUAGAGCUGAUAUUUCCAGGAAUGAGUGCAGACUUCACCAGUGAAAACUUUUCUGCCACUUGGUAUCUCAUAGAAAACCAUGCAGGCUCCAGUUUUGAGCAUCUGAAGAUUGCAGCAAAUAACCUGAAGAAGCAGGCCACGAAGAAGAACGAGGGAAGUCUGGCCUAUGUGAAAGGAGGCCUGAGUACGUUCUUUGAGGCCCAAGACGCUCUGGCAGCUAUCCACCAGAGGCUGGAAUCUGAUGGCACAGAGAAAGUGGAAGGAUCAAUGACCCAGCGACUAGAAAACAUCCUUAACAGAGCGAGUGAUACCGCAGAUACGCUCUUCCAGGAGGUCUUGGGACGGAAAGACAAAGCUGACUCCACACGCAAUGCACUCAACGUCCUGCAACGUUUCAAGUUUCUCUUUAACCUGCCACUCAACAUUGAACGCAAUAUCCAGAAGGGAGAUUAUGAUGUGGUGAUCAAUGACUACGAGAAAGCCAAAUCCCUUUUUGGGAAUACUGAAGUUCCAGUUUUCAAGAAAGUUUACGCUGAGGUUGAGACGAGGAUCGGCGCUCUGAGGAGUCUGUUGUUGGAGAAGCUGCUGCAGACACCGUCAACGCUUCACGACCAGAAAAGAUACAUCAGGUAUCUGUCUGACCUGCAUGCUCCAGGUGACCCGGCAUGGCAGUGUAUCGACGCACAGCACAAGUGGAUCCUACAGCUAAUGCAAAACUGCAGAGAUGAGUUCAUCAGCGGUCAAAGAGUGAGUGUUGGAGCUCUGGACCUGGAGGAAACCCGUUCGUCAGCCCUCGGCAGGAUCAGCCACGCUGCGUCUCUGAAGCGAGGGGGCAGUCUACGAUCACCGCAACCCAGCACUUCUCGCUUCGAAACCCCACAGCAGGUUCAGUUUGUGGAGAAGCUUUCCGACGUGGUGAUUGGUCAGCUGCCCAACUUCUGGAAGCUUUGGAUCUCUUAUGUUAAUGGAAGUCUUUUUAGUGAGACUGGAGAGAAAUCCGGCCAGGUGGAAAAAUCCAAGAAGAACGCCCGACAGAGACAGAAUGACUUUAAAAAAAUGAUAGAGGAGCUCACCAGUCGACUUGUGAAGCUGGUUCGGGGUGCUUUCCUUCCUGCCACUCUGCCACAAGGGGACCUGAGGGUUUAUGGAGGCUGGGAAAAUAAGACGGAGCUGACAGGAGCCUGGCUUACACAAAUCAUACACACUGUCAGGGGCUGUCACGAGGCUCUGUCUGCUCUUGAGAUCCCAAAUGAUUUGCUGCAGGUGAUCCAGGACCUACUGCUGGAUUUGAGAGUUCACUGCCUCAUGGUGACUCUGAUGCAUACAGCAGAAGAUGUGAAGAGUUUGGCUGAAAAGGAAGACUGGGUGGUAGAUAAUGAGGGAAUCACCAGUCUGCCUUCCCACUUUGAACAGUGCAUGGUCCAGAUGCUUCAGUCACUCAAAGAGCCCAUGGAAAUCAAAGUUGGAGAAAUCAAUGUGCUGCAGUUAGACCAGGUCCAGGAUCAAGCUGCAGAGCUCAGCGUGAGCAUCAUGAAGGUUUUUAUAAACUGUUUGGAUCAGCUAAGCAUGAAGUCAGAUGGAGAUAUUGAUGCAUCCCUCAACAUUUCAAUGGAGCUGUCUUCCCCUGACCGGUUUGCAUGCAUCCCGGAGGGCUUCAGGCCAACAUCUGUAAGCACUGAGCAGCGUCUGCUGAUCAUCCUCAGUAACUGCCAUUACUUGGAGAGACGCACCUUCCUGAACCUGGCUGAUCAUUUUGAGAAGCACGGCCUAACAGGGACGGAGAAGAUCACUCGGGUGAGUGUGGACGCUGUACGUGAGCUGGACAGGAAACUCUUUGAAGCCUACAUCGAGAGACGAGCUGACCCUAUCGCAGGCUCCCUGGAACCCGGCAUCUACGCUGGAUAUUUUGACUGGAGAGACUGCCAGACACCUACAGGUGUGAGGAACUACCUGAAGGAAGCUCUUGUGAACAUUAUCACAGUUCAUGCUGAGGUCUUCACAGUAUCAAAGGAUCUGGUUCCUCGGGUUUUGUCUAGAAUUGUUGAAUCGGUUGCAGACGAGAUGUGUCGCCUUAUGCAGUGCGUGUCCUCCUUCAGCAGAAAUGGUGCCUUACAGGCUCGACUUGAACUCUGCGCUCUCAGAGACGCUGUAGCCACAUACCUAAACCCCAACAGCAAUGCCAGCUUCAAACUGGCUCUAGACUCUCUGCCUCAGUUGCACAGCGGAGGCGACAAGAAGUUAGUAGAAGAGCUGCUGAAUAAGUUUAAGAGCAGCAUGCAGCUCCAGCUCACCUGCUUCCAGCCUUCCAACAUCCAGCCUGUCAAGAGAUAAUCUAAAUCCACUUUGUCCACCACUACACUGCAACGCCAUUGCUCCUAAUCUAUGUGCAAUCAGUUAAUUAACUUGAACAUUAUCGUUUUAACUCUCACUUGAUUAUUUACUCAUCUUUGCUCAUUGUUACUUUCAAUUUCUGCUUCACCAGAUGAACACAAAUAUCUGUAUAUCUAAUCCUGAAGCACUAAAUGAGUCAAUUUCAUUGUUACUGUGCAGGACA